AUGAAGACUUCUUUCCAGGUGAGCCCCACUGGGCCCGUUCUUACCGUGCUUCAGCGAAUAUCAAACUUUCCUUCCACUGAGCAUCUUCUUCUGCUUUCCCAGAGGUCUGCCUUUUUAUCCACAUACAAGCAUUUCUAUCGUCUUCGGCAUCUCGUCUCACUGAAGCCAUACAACCCAGAACACUACUGCCGACUUCUUCGACGCCGCUACCUUCGAAGUGAUUUCAAUCUCAGAAGAAAAAAGGUUUUAGGGAUCUCGGAGGAUCUCUCCCAUGAGGAAUUGAUAAAGCGCCUCCAUAAUACUUAUGUCUUUGUCUUCAACUCUACUUGUCACGCUAUAGAUGAACCAGACCCAGUGAGAACUUACGAAGACUAUAAAUCAGCCAUGGAGCCUCGAUUUGAAAGCAAAAUUCUAGACACCAUUCUUAAAUUGGAUGAGCUAGCGCCCAGCCAGAUAAAGUUCGACCUGGACUAUAAUUGGUUUGAUAAGGCGCGAGAGGUAGAAGAAGAGUUAUCUCUGGGCACCCUCACCAAACAACGAGCCAGAGAACUCAACCGUUCUAGAGAAGUUGUUGGAAUUGGCUAUGCUGACUACGAAAGAUCAAUAAUGGCCCUAAAUGAAUCGCUAGAUCUCUGUCUUUAA
Molecule: messenger RNA, 642 nt
Organism: Candidozyma haemuli
Lineage: Eukaryota; Fungi; Ascomycota; Pichiomycetes; Serinales; Metschnikowiaceae
Exons: 1
Coding region: 1-642 (213 amino acids)
Source: RefSeq, a predicted model, not a curated record